This is a messenger RNA of Scophthalmus maximus (turbot), 2681 nucleotides long. RefSeq lists its product as uncharacterized. The record is from RefSeq and is a predicted model, not a curated record. Gene Ontology annotation, cellular component: Z disc; sarcolemma; cell-cell junction. Gene Ontology annotation, biological process: skeletal muscle organ development. Bases 363 to 2408 code for a protein of 681 amino acids. NCBI's taxonomy places the organism in Eukaryota, Metazoa, Chordata, Actinopteri, Pleuronectiformes, Scophthalmidae. The transcript has 11 exons.
AAAAAGGGAGGCUGAUUGACCGACUGACAAGAUCGCACUGUGUGAUGGGUGAACCCGCCACUGAUGCCAUCAGCCGCUGUCCCGGCCCAAGAUCUUCUCACAAGCUGCUGGCAGAUAUCUGAGCAGCAGGUCUCAAGCCGGCGUUUGGCGCCGAGGUUCGAGAUUCCACAGGUGUUGGCUCAUGAACCCGGCCGUCUCAGACACAGCGGGAGCGUCACAGUAGGCGGUAUAAAAACCUCGGAAGGGGCCGACGACCGGAGAGCGUUGGAGCAGCGGUGAAGUGCAGUAAAACCACAGACAGUUCCCUGGCUUGAGUACUUCUUCCAGAGGGAUCAGAGGAAAACACAGUGCCCGCCGCCACCAUGAGCCGCAGCCCGGAGAGGAUCUCGUCCUACCGACGCCACUUUGAGGAGAGCAGCAGCUUCUCCCAGCAGGUCAGGGUGUCCAGCCCAUCCCCCACUCGGAGAGAGGCCCGUCAUGCCUCCGCCGGCUACUCCUGCAGAGCCGGGGCCGGCGGCAUGCGCGUGGAGUCAGCGGGAAGGGCCGUCUCGGCAGCACGCAGGUCUCGCAUGGCCGGAGCAGGUGCGAGUGCAGGGGCCUUGGUGUGUGUUGGGCCCAGCGGAGAGCCGGCCAUGGACCUGGAUGUGGCCGCGGCCGAGAACCAGGAAUUCCUCAGCACCCGGAAAAGUGAACGACAGGAGAUGAUCGUCCUCAACGAUCGACUGGCUGUGUACAUUAACAAGGUCCGAUCACUGGAGCAGCAGAACCAGCUUCUGGAGGCGGAGAUUGAGGCGUACCAGAACCGCUUCGAGAAGCCGUCAGGCCUGCGCCUCUUGUACGAGGAACAGCUGAAGGAGCUGAGAAGGAUCGCUGACCAGAUGAGAGUUCAGCGAGACAUUUCCUUGGCGGCGAAGGAGUCCACAGCUGCUCAACUGGAGACGAUCAAAAUCAAAUACGAGGAGGCGGUGGAGCUGAGGAGGAAAGCCGAGUUAGACAUCGAAAGCUUUCGUCCGGAUGUUGACAAAGCCACCUCCUCACGCAUUGCCCUGGAGAAGAAACUGGAGCAACUGGAAGUUGAAAUUGAAUUCCUAAAACGAGUCCAUCAACAGGAAAUUGAUGAGCUCAUGAAACAGAUCUAUUCAGCUCUUGCCGUGGCUGAGAGUGCGUUCACCCUGCCGGACCUGGCAGCUGCUUUGAAACAAAUCCAAACCCAGUAUGACGAUAUUGCGGCCAAAAAUCUCCAGGAGAUGGAUUCAUGGUACAAAAACAAGUUCCAAGAUCUGACCAAGAAGACGUCGGGGCACGUGGACAGGGUUCGAAGCUUCCGGGAAGAAGUGGUAGAAGCCAAAAAGGACAUCCAAAACAAAGAACGUGACUUGGAUGGCAUGAGGACAAGGAAUGAAGCUCUCGAGGCCCAGAUCCAAGAGACGCAAGAAACAUACAGGAAGGAGCUGGAAGACCUGCAGGCUCGCAUCGAGGCCCUGCAGUUUGAUCUGAAAUCCACAAAGGAGAAAAUUGCGCUCUAUCUACGCGAGUACCAAGACCUCCUGAAUAUCAAGAUGGCCCUGGAGAUUGAGAUCACGACUUACCGAAAAUUGAUUGAGGGAGAGGACCUGCGGCUCGCUGGCAUGAUGCAAACCCUGUCUCUUACCACCUGUUCCAUGAGCGCUAUUGGUGCUGGGAUGAACUUUGGUGGAGGAAGCAUGGGUGGAGCCGGCGGAAUCGGUGGUGGAGGCAUGGGGAGUGGCGGGGCAAUGGGUGGGGGCAUGGGCGCAAGUUCAGGCAGUGCUGCUGGGGGCAUUGGGGGUCAUGGAUUUGGAGCUGGGGGCGUAGGUGGAGGCAUGGGAGCUGGUGCUGGGGCUGUGGGUAGAGGUGGUAGUAGUGGAGGAGUGGGUGCCGGAGGAAUGACUGGCGUUGGCACUGGUGGACUGGGUGCCGGAAACGCUGGUGUCGGUGCGGGUUUGGGUGCUGGUGUUGGGGGAAACUUGGGAUUUGGUGCCGGAGGCAAGGGUGACAGCAGCACGAGUGGUGUUGGAAUGGGUGCGGGUACUGGCUCUGCAGGUUCUGGUGGCAUGGGCAACAGUCAAAUGGGGUUUAGUGGAGGCGAGGGGAAGGGUGAUGGAACCGGCGGAGGAACAGGAGGGGAUGCCGGCAAAGACCAUGGAAUGGGUCCCACCGGAAUGGGCCGCGGAAUCGGAGGCAGUGGAGGAACUGAGGGUGGGGAUGUUUCACUGUCAGGCGUUGGUGGCAACAAUGACGCCUUGGGAUCAGAUCAGGCUGUGGAGCUGACGGAGAGAAGGACGGUGCUCAUUAGAACGGUGAAAAAGGAGGGUGACGUGCUGGAGAUGGACCGCCAGGAACAGACCUACACCAUCAGCGGUGCCGCCGAUGACUCCGACAACGAGUGAGCAGCACAAAUUCCCAAGUGACCUCCUCUCACCCGCGAACCUUCACGCCCCUCUGAGCUUUGCGCUGACCAAACGCCAUGUCUGGGCACUGACCUUUCGACCUUUGCCCUGGACAAGAGGACCAUGAAUGACCCUUUUGCUACAAAGCUAAACCUUCGCCUCAUAGAGUUUGAAUAUGCCUAAGAACACUCAACAUGGUCUCUUAACUUCUGUGUGCCUUGUAAUCCCCCCCCUUUCCCCCCUGCUCAUCGCAAAUAAAGCUAUCAGCAUUCA